AAGGGACCCUAGCAGAAUCAGUUCACAGAAGGAGCUAAGCUUGACCUGAGCGAACCAGAAGAACAGAACCAUGGAGGUUGAAUGCAAGGUCCCAAUGAACGUCAGUGACCACACAGAAGCGGAUCAACCGACGACUAUGAGAGGGAAGCCAAGCUCCAAGUUGACAGCGGUGAUGCUGGCUGUCAUUCUUUGCCUCGCCACAGCCGCUGCCGCACUACUCUUCUUCAACUCACAUGCUAAGCAUCCAGAAGUACAUGAAGACUCAUUCCAUCUCAAACUCAGGCAGAUUGCCAACGUGAGAGCGGCCAUUCAUCUGGGAGGGGAAUUCAACACCUCCCUCAAAGACUCCAUUCAGUGGAUGGCCGAGGUAGACCAGUACCACUCCCAGGGGGGUCUGAAGCUGGACAACAAUGAGAUUGUGAUUCCUCGCAAUGGCCUCUACUUCGUUUACAGCCAAGCGUCCUUCGCGGUCAGCUGCAGCGGCGACUCAACCGCCAACUCCAUGGUCCACCUCAGCCACACCGUGCAGCGCUGGUCCAGCUCGUACGGGACGUCGGACAACAAGGUGUACCGGAACAUUCUGCACUCUGUACGCACGGCGUGCCAGAGGGCAGAAAGCAGUGAGCAGGACGGCAGCGGACAUUGGUACUCCGCUGUGUACAUGGGAGCUGUGUUCAACCUGAGAAGAGGGGACAGGCUGCGGACGGUGAUGGAUAAGAACAUGCUGGAGCAGCUGGAAGACGAUCCGGGGAAAACCUUCUUCGGUGUGUUUGCUUUGUAAGGUUGAGCCUUCAGACCUCACCUCUUUUAAUACUAGCUUGCAUGAGCGAGCCUCCCAGUGAAAGCGGCUAUGGUAGCUGCAGCAAUGAACAAAAGUGUCACACUGGUGUGACAUGAUGUAAUGUUGUGUACUGUGUACUCUCAGUGUCAGUCGGUACCUUUUGAUGUACUGCAACUAUCGAACGAAUGUGCUACUGGUUCUGAUUUCACUACAAGUGGAGAACAGAAAACAUAUUUAUAUAAUUUAUUGCUAUAUUUAUUUGGAAGUAUUUAUUAUUUAUUUAUUUCUUAGUGUGACCUGUGACUGCUGAUUUUUUUAAACAAGUGUUUGAUCAGUGUUUUUAUGAUUCUGUUUUAUUCAGUUGUGGAGAAUUGGACACAAUAGUGUUGUUGGAAUAAAAAGAGUUUGUUCAAAAAUGAUGUUCUUGUGCGUGUUUGAAUUCUGCGUAGACGCAGCUGAUGUGCAGCUGCUGCAGAGCAGGAGCAGGCGGUGCAUGCAAGCAGGAAGCAGACGCGAAAGUCCCGCGGUCGGAGACGCUAACCUCACAGCUCGAUAACCACACUUGUG
Molecule: messenger RNA, 1348 nt
Organism: Oryzias melastigma (Indian medaka)
Lineage: Eukaryota; Metazoa; Chordata; Actinopteri; Beloniformes; Adrianichthyidae
Product: tumor necrosis factor-like
Exons: 4
Coding region: 71-781 (236 amino acids)
Biological process (GO): immune response
Cellular component (GO): membrane
Molecular function (GO): tumor necrosis factor receptor binding
Source: RefSeq, a predicted model, not a curated record